AUGCGAUUUCAUUCAUUCUGUUUAUUACAGGAAUCGAAGCCAAUCUUGGCUGUGAAAGGAAUUUCGGCACCUAAAGUUACACAUUUAACGGCACCAUCAAGUAAAUAUACAUCACCUACUGCAACAAUUCCUCAAAAUUCACCGGCUUCUCAAGAAUCGUCUCCAUCAAAGCAGCUUUCAUCGAAUCCAGAUUCUGGACAACAAUCUGAGGUCACCGCUACAACCGUAACAACCUCAAAUGCAACAGGAAAUGCUACAUCAACGCUUACAACAACCAAAACUACCAAGAGUAUUAUUCCAUCUCAAAGUCCAACAGUUGGUGUUGUAAGUCCGAUGAUGAGUCAUCGAGUUAUCAAAUUACCGCAGGCUUCCAACAGUAUCACUGAUGGUGGUAGUCAAAGUGAUACAUCGACAACAUCAGGAAGUCGUGGUUCAGAUAGUGCCAGUGUUAUAUAUAAUCCCGCUGAUGAAUCAAAUUCGUUGUCAACUAAUCCGACGACGAAAGCUAUUAUAUCAGAUAAAAAACCUCCACCGGUGCCACCUGUGCGAACAAAUAGUCAUUUGGAGACGACAUUUGAUUCUAAUUGUGGUGUAACAACAUCGGAAAUUACUGCUACUUCAAAGAGUAACAAUAUUUCUACCUUUCCGGGAUCGGAUCUCGAAGGGAUUCGUCCAAUGGACCCAAUCAUACCAUUAGUACCGCCACCAUAUAAUGUUGUCAUAAGAAAUGGCAAAGCAUGUCGACAAAGCGCUCAUUCACCUGGUGCUAGAAAUGGAUCACUUCGUGAUAGUUCAACUAGUGACGAUUCAUUGGAUUCUAUUUCAACGACAAUCCGAUGUGCUGUACCUCAUCGUCCAUCCGGUUAUUUAUCUGAGGGUGAAUCGUUAUUUACUGCUAACACCAUAAUUCCAGAAUUAUCAGUGGCUGAUGUGAGAAAUGGUUAUAUGAGUGAAGGUGGCAUUACAGUAUAUGCUCGUAAAAUGCAGGCCCGUUUUAAAGAAGGACUUGAAGCAGUAAGACAACGAAAUCAUGAUUUCAACGAUAGGUUUGUUCGUUUGUUCGUUCGUCAAUUCUUAAUUACCGUAUCGUUUUUUUUUUAA
Molecule: messenger RNA, 1101 nt
Organism: Cercopithifilaria johnstoni
Lineage: Eukaryota; Metazoa; Nematoda; Chromadorea; Rhabditida; Onchocercidae
Source: the annotation of a GenBank genome assembly